CGACCAACCAAUCAGGAAUUUCUCCGAUCACUUAUUAGGGCUUUGAAUUUUAUUUCUGUGCGUUUGUUCUCAAUAUUUGUGGACUCUGACCUCACAAUUCAGAUAAUCAACUAACCGUCGCCCCCUUCCUUACUUCUACACUGGCGGGUUUUGUUGUAAUGGACGAACAAGCUGUCCUGUCGGACGGAACUGAUCAUGAAGAGGAUGAAAGCUCUACUUGUGGUAGCACUGUUGGAACUGAAGAUGUUGACUUUACUAGUGCCUUUACCACUGACAUGGUUUUCAAUAGUAGAGAAGAACUAAUUGAUUGGGUAAGAGAUGUUGGAAAGAGAAAUGGUCUGAUUAUUGUGAUUAAAAAUUCUGAUGUUGGUGGAGAUGGUAGGAGACCAAGAAUUAGUUUUGCUUGCGAAAGGAGUGGUACCUAUAGACGUAAGUAUCAGAAGGGUGAACAACCAAAACGGCCUAAGACAGUUGGAACAAAGAAGUGUGGCUGUGCAUUUGAAUUGAAGGGGCUUAAAUUAGCAACCGAUGAUGAUUGGAUGUUAAAAGUGAUUUGUGGGGUACAUAACCAUCCUAUUACACAACAUCUUGAGGGUGAGGGGCACUCAUAUGCUGGUAGACUUACAGAACAAGAGGCCAAUAUAUUGGUUGAUAUGUCAAAGAACAACAUUAGCCCAAAAGAGAUAUUAUAUACGUUGAAGCAAAGAGAUAUGCAUAAUGUAUCCACAAUAAAAGCAAUUUACAAUGCAAGACAUAAAUUUAAAGUUGUAGAACAAGUUGGACAAUUCCAUAUGCAACAACUCAUGACUAAAUUGAUGGAGCAUAAUUAUAUUCAGUGGCAUCGAAAUGAUGAGGAUGAAUGCAUUAAGGACUUAUUUUGGGCACAUCCUUUUGCAAUUGGAUUGCUACGAACUUUUCCAAGUGUGCUAAUUGUGGAUUGCACAUACAAGACUAAUAUGUAUCCCUUUUCAUUGUUGGAGAUAGUAGGUAUAACAUCAACUGAGUUGACAUUUUUAGUUGCUUUUGCGUAUCUUGAGUCUGAGAGAGAGGAUAACUACACAUGGGCUUUGCAGAGAUUAAGAAGUAUGAUGGAAGAUAAUUCGUUGCCAAGUGUCAUCGUGACAGAUACGGAUUUGGCCUUAAUGAAUUCCGUUCAGGAAGUGUUUCCAAGAGCAAAUAAUUUUCUCUGUAGAUGGCAUAUAUCAAGGCAUGUCUCAACUAUUUGCAAGAAGUUAUUUGAGACUAAAGAGAGGUGGGAAGCCUUCAUUUGCAGCUGGAAUGUAUUGGUACUUUCUGUCACUGAACAAGAGUAUAUGCAACACUUGAGUGCUAUGGAGAGUGAUUUCUGUAGAUAUCCUCAAGCACUUGAUUAUCUAAAGCAGACAUGGUUGGUUAGGUACAAGGAGAAGUUUGUUGCAGCUUGGACAGACUUGAUUAUGCAUUUUGGAAUUAUGACUACAAAUAGAGCAGAGACUACACAUGCAAAAUUGAAGAGGCUGCUGGGAGUACCCCAAGGUGAUUUUGAGACAUUUUGGACAAAGGUGCAUGCUUUGUUGGAACUACAACACAUUGAAAUUAAAGCUUCAUUUGAGAGGAGCUUGACUAUUGUGCAGCAUAAUUUCAAAGAUCCCAUUUUUGAGGAUAUAAGGGGGUCUGUCUCGUUAAAUGCAAUGAACAUUAUACUUGGUGAAUUCAAAAGAGCUGAAUCCAUUGGUUUAGAUGUCUCUGCAUGUGGAUGUGUAUUUCGAUGUACACAUGGUUUGCCAUGUGCUCAUGAGAUAGCAAGGUACAAACAGGAAAAUAAACCUAUUCCUCUAUUUUCAGUAGAUCCCCACUGGAAGAAAUUAGACUAUGUGCCGAUUACCCUGGAUACUACGCUGGAGUUGAGUUUUACUGCUGAGAUAGAGAUGUUUGUCAGGCGUUUCAAAGAGACUGAUGGUCCUGGUAAGCUAUACCUAUUGAAGAAAUUGAGGGAGUUAACAAAUCCUGCAACAACUUCAAAUUCAGCAGCAACUCUGCGUGUUGAGCAUGAGGUUAAAACUAAGACACAAGGGCAGCCCUCUUUAAAGGUUGAUACAUCUGCUCAGGAUCCUUCAGAAUAUGAAUAUGCAUUGUCUACGCUGGAUAGUGAUUCAGCACAGGUUAGGACUUCAAGUACAUCUUCUGUGGAACUGAAAGGGAGGCAAAAAGAGCAGGCAGAUUGGGCACAGUCAAUGCAGCCUAUAUCAUUUAUUAAUUCAUUUCCAGUUGGAUUGAGACCCUACAUACAUGAUGUUCAAGAUGUUAUCGCUGAUGGUCAUUGCGGUUUCCGAGUUGUAGCUGAUUUGAUGGGUAUGGGUGAGGAUAAUUGGGCUCAGGUAAGGAGGGACUUGGUGGAUGAAUUGCAGUCUCACAAUGAUGAUUACGCCCAACUAUAUGGUGAUACUGAUAGAGUGCAGAAGCUCAUAUGUUCAUUGUCAUGUUUUCAGAGCAAUCCAGGGAAAGACCACUGGAUGACCAUGCCUGACACUGGGCAUGUAAUUGCUUCUAGGUAUAAUAUUGUUGUGUUGCAUAUAUCUCAGCAGCAGUGCUUUACAUUUCUCCCACUCAGAUCUGUGCCUUUGCCACGCACUUCCCAUAAAAUUAUCGCUAUUGGAUUUGUAAAUGCAUGUCAUUUCGUGAAGGUCAUUAUGCAUCCAGGUUCACCCAUGCCACCUAUAGCAUCUGAUUGGUUUAAAUAUCGUAAUCCUUGUGCACAAGGAUGGGAAGCACCAUAUAAAGCUCAUAUCAGAGUUUUCAAGGCCCUGGUUACAGAUGAUUUCUAAACCUGAUUUAUGUUUUCCUGUUGGAGUAGAUGCACAGCCAAAAAUUUUGCUCUCCUAUGCUAUCUUGUUAGAUCAUUACACCCUCAGGACUAGACUAUUAGUUCUUAUAUACGGUUGUCUUGUUGCAGCUACUUCUCAACAAUGAAAUUGGGGUAUUUCCUAUAUUUUGCUAUACCCAAGCAUAUAAGCAAUCAUAUAUUGAGAUUUCCUGUUUAAA
This is a messenger RNA of Mangifera indica (mango), 3021 nucleotides long. Its product is annotated as PKS-NRPS hybrid synthetase cheA-like. The record is from RefSeq and is a predicted model, not a curated record. NCBI's taxonomy places the organism in Eukaryota, Viridiplantae, Streptophyta, Magnoliopsida, Sapindales, Anacardiaceae. The transcript has 6 exons. Bases 159 to 2804 code for a protein of 881 amino acids. Gene Ontology annotation, biological process: regulation of DNA-templated transcription.